Onychostruthus taczanowskii (white-rumped snowfinch) is the source of this 1483-nucleotide messenger RNA. It is a transcript of the gene LRRC39, whose product is annotated as leucine rich repeat containing 39. The transcript has 9 exons. Gene Ontology annotation, molecular function: protein binding. NCBI's taxonomy places the organism in Eukaryota, Metazoa, Chordata, Aves, Passeriformes, Passeridae. The record is from RefSeq and is a predicted model, not a curated record. Bases 250 to 1269 code for a protein of 339 amino acids.
UUAAAAUUAGAACUAGACUGACAUUGCACUGGAGUCUGAGUGAGAGUUUUAAAUGGCUUUGGUAAUGCAGACAAGAUUCAUAAUUUAUCUCCACUCUUGUCCAGAAAGCAGUGAGUCACAGAAAAUCCUUGAAAACACCGAAUAAUUAAGUAUUUUAUUUUUCACGUCACUGUCCCCAUCUGGGAACCCAUACCUGAAGUGGUGCAUUGAGUCAGUUUCCUGCAAGCAAAUCUGAACAUGUAAAGGACCAUGGCUGAAACUGCAGUUUGCCUGGGAACAUUCUCUGCUGUGAAGACACUCUGGGAAGUGAGAAUACACAAGAUAAAUGAAGAAUUACGGAGAGAAAAGGAAUUCAGGCAGAGGUCUGCAGGAAGGCUACUGCUUGUCUGGGAGGAGAGAGCUGCUUUAGCAAAGCUUAAAGAAAAAGUUAUUAAUGAAGGUGGAAGAGCAAUUUUAAGGAUAGAGGAAGAAGAAUGGAAGACAUUACCUUCAUGCUUACUGAAAUUAAUCCAUCUCCAGGAAUGGCAGCUUCACAGAACUAGUUUACAGAAAAUUCCUCAGUUUAUUGGAAGAUUUCACAGCCUUGUUGUUCUGGAUCUAUCCCGGAACUCAAUUGAAAGUGUACCUAAAGAAAUUGGCCAGCUGACCAGCCUCCAAGAGCUGCUUCUCAGUUACAACAGAAUAAAAUCUGUUCCUAAGGAAAUAAGUAACUGCAUCAGUCUGGAAAGAUUGGAACUGGCUGUCAACAGAAAUAUCUGUGAUCUUCCUCCUCAGCUCAGUGAUUUAAAGAAGCUGUCACACAUAGAUCUGUGCAUGAAUCAGUUUACUGCCAUCCCUUCAGCUCUCCUCAACAUGCCAAAUCUUGAAUGGUUAGAUAUGGGGGGAAACAAACUCCAGGAGCUUCCUGACACAAUUGACAGAAUGGAAAACCUCCACACUUUAUGGCUCCAAAGGAAUGAAAUAAACUCUUUGCCAGAAACCAUUGGUAAUAUGAAAAAUCUUAGUACUCUUGUUCUUAGCAACAAUAAACUUAAGGAUAUUCCAGUUUGUAUGAAGGACAUGACAAAUCUGAGAUUUGUCAACUUCAGAGACAACCCACUGGAGCUAGAGGUAACACUCCCUCCAUGUGAGAACACAGAUGAGGAAGAGCAACAGGAAAUGUUUGGCAUUGACUUCAUGCACAUGUAUAUCCAGGAAUCACUGAAGAAAACAGGAAAUGUGGAAAGUUGUACUUCUGGUUCUCCUCCUGUCAUGAAUCCUAAUGAAUAAAGAAUGUAACUGUGAAUGGAAGAAAAUAUCAAGUACACUUCUUCACAGCAAAGAGGCUACAACAGGUUUCAAAUAUUCUUAGGGAUUUUAUUUUUCCACUGAUGAGGACUGGUUUGCAUAUUUGUAAUUCCCAGUGAAACUGGAAAAUGUAAGACUUUUUCUUGAGUAUAGGAAAGAUGAUAACUUUUUUUUUUUGUAAGAAAUGGAGUAGUUU